ACCAUGAAGUUCUCCACAGCUCUCAGCGUUGCCCUAGCCGCUGAAGCCGUCAAUGCAGCAGCCCUCCAGCCCCGACAUUGGUCCUCUGACUGGCAGUAUGUGCGCCAGACCGUCAACUAUCAGAGCAACGCCGGCCUCAGCGAUGUCAGCUCCGACCAAAUCCGCUGCUACACCUCGGGCAUGAAGUCUGCGCAAACGACAAGCGUUGCUGCUGGUUCCAGCGUCGGCUUCAAAGCGAGCCCGAAUAUCUUCCACCCAGGGCCCCUGCAAUUUUACAUGGCCAAGGUGCCGGCGGGCAAGACGGCGGCGGAUUGGGACGGCACUGGGAAUGUGUGGUUUAAGAUUUAUGCGGAGAAGGCGAGUGUGCAGGGAGGACAGUUGAGCUGGGGAAGUCUGAACAAAGGCACCGUCAGCGUGACGAUUCCGAAGAACACACCGUCCGGCGACUAUUUGCUGAGAAUUGAACAUAUUGCAUUGCAUCAGGCGAGCAACGUUAAUGGAGCGCAGUUCUAUAUAUCCUGUGCGCAGAUUACGGUUACGGGUGGCGGAAGCGGGUCGCCAGGUCCUUUGGUUAGCUUUCCGGGAGCAUACAAGGCGACAGAUCCUGGCAUCAAAGUUAACAUCUACUCUGGCGCCACUUCGUACACUCCUCCCGGCCCAGCGGUCUGGAGCGGUUAG
Molecule: messenger RNA, 678 nt
Organism: Trematosphaeria pertusa
Lineage: Eukaryota; Fungi; Ascomycota; Dothideomycetes; Pleosporales; Trematosphaeriaceae
Product: lytic polysaccharide monooxygenase
Exons: 4
Source: RefSeq, a predicted model, not a curated record